AUGGACCUCUCGUGGCAGUCCAAUUUGAAGAAAGGAACAAAGGCAGACAGCGCCUUGGCUCCCCUGAACAGCCUCGACGCUCUACAGGGCGCGUGCACAUACUAUGUAUGCCUUGUCAUUGGCAUCGUGCCCGUCUCGCUCCCAUACGGCUCGAACCCAUCAUUUUCUGUGCCGCACCAGGCCUGGACUACUAUCGCUACGAACCAUUUCGACUUGUCCGCACCGUCACAGUCUUGGAUGGCGCAUGGCCGUUGCCGGCGUCGAUCUGGCACCGCCUGUUGA
This is a messenger RNA of Colletotrichum spaethianum, 282 nucleotides long. RefSeq lists its product as uncharacterized. Lineage: Eukaryota; Fungi; Ascomycota; Sordariomycetes; Glomerellales; Glomerellaceae. The transcript has 2 exons. The coding region runs from base 1 to 282 and encodes 93 amino acids. The record is from RefSeq and is a predicted model, not a curated record.